AUGAUCAAUUCAGUGUUGAAGUUGAAAGAUUCAUCUGAGAAUGUCUGGAAUAUACAGCAGAUAAAUUGUUUGGACGAAGGUGCAGAACCUUGGGCUUGCGACAACCUUCAGGGAGAGGGAGACAACCCACGUCUUCAUCAAACAGCUGAUGGCAUUGCCGUUCCUACCCUGGAAUCAUGUUGAGGACGUUUUCAACGUCAUGACCAACAGAUGUCCACCGCACCUAGAGGAGCUGGUAGGAUACGUCAAGACUCAGUGGAUGCAGAAUCCAGUCUUCCCUAUCCGAUCCUGGAGCGUCUUUGACUUCAAAGUGAGAACCAACGACGAUGUUGAAGGUUGGCAUCGCAGGAUGAACGUGAAGGCCCAAGGACUCUCUCUUCCUUUAUAUCACCUGAUCCCCCUGCUGCUGAGGGAAGCAGAGUUGGUGAAGACAAGGAUCGCCGCAUGUGACCUGGAGAGGAACGUGAGGCAGAUAGUGACAACCACGCAGAAGAAGAUAGAAGAUGCGGCAGCCAGAUACAUGGAGGACAUCAUCACCGCGUCCCAUUUCCUGAAGGUCUGCGGAUCUAUCUAAGCUGGUGUGUUUGACGUUUGAGGUGCGAUGUGAUGUACUGUGAUGUGCUGUGAUGUUCUGUGAAACAUUGUGUUUGUGUUGAGAUAACUUACUUAUUCAUGUUUGUAUACGAUAUUGUUUAUGUAUGUGUUAUGUAUUCAAGUUUGCAGUUGAAAACAAUGAAAAUAAAAAAGAAUAUUUAU
Messenger RNA from Magallana angulata, 756 nucleotides. RefSeq lists its product as uncharacterized. The transcript has 3 exons. The record is from RefSeq and is a predicted model, not a curated record. Lineage: Eukaryota; Metazoa; Mollusca; Bivalvia; Ostreida; Ostreidae. The coding region runs from base 149 to 574 and encodes 141 amino acids.